Messenger RNA from Caenorhabditis angaria, 1044 nucleotides. Lineage: Eukaryota; Metazoa; Nematoda; Chromadorea; Rhabditida; Rhabditidae. The record is from the annotation of a GenBank genome assembly.
AUGCUUGAAUUACCAUUUGAUUUACGAAAAAUGAUAAUUGAUCGAAUGGAUUCGAAAACUCGUUGUAUGUUUGGCGGAGUGUCGUUUGAAUGUUUUCAAGAUUUUUGUAGUUCGAUGGAUUGUAUUCAGAGAAUUCGAAUAAAUUCAACAACAAAUGGUUACAAGAUCGUAAUUUAUUAUAGAAGUAAAUCUUAUUUUUCUAUAGGAAUCUCGAAAAUCGAUGAAACGAAUACAUUGACAUAUUUUCUGUGAGUCAAUGUUUUCCCUUCAAAAAACAACAAAAACAAUUUCAGACUCAAAGGUUCUGAUAAAUUCUGCUGGGAACAAAAAGAAAAUAUAGAAUUCAGAACUGUCGUUAUCGAUUUUUUCAACACUGUAUUUUCUAGAUGUCGAAAAACAUUGAAAAAUCUUGAGAUUUAUGUAACUGACUUUCCAACUACAAAAAUAAAUAUUCGAAAUUUCGAAAAUCUCCAGAAAAUUCGUUUGAUGAUAAAUAACUCGGCAGAUCUUCUGGAUUCUGGAUUUGUCAGAUUUGAACAAGUGAGUUCAGAAGUUUUUUUUUUUGAAAUUUCAGUUGAAUUUAGAUUCUCUCCGCUUCCAAGAAUCCAGUGAUUCUAUCAAAUACAAAACUAAAAAUCGAUCAAAUACUUCGAAUUCCACAACUUUAUAUCAAUCAAAUGGAAUUGACAGAGCAAGAUGUUCUAGAAUAUUUGAUAUUUCUUAAAAAUUUGAAAACACCGGAAAGAAGAUAUUUAACAAUCAAUAUGAGAUAUCAGAAGAAUCCUUUCAACUUUACGAUAAAACAGAAAAUUAAAGAGAUUUUUGAGAAUGAACGUCCAAUGAUAGAGUGAGAUAAUGAUAAGUAUUUUAAAAUUAUUCGAAAUUUAUUGCAGAGUAGAAUCAAUUGAUCAAGACGAAUUCGAAGUUCUUGGGAAAAAUGAGCGACAAACAAUUCAGGUCAAGUUCAAAGUCAAUGGUCUAUUGGAAAUUUCCCUACAAGAUCCAUCUGUAUUUUUGUCACAUUUUGUUAGGAUUAUACUGUAA